Molecule: messenger RNA, 462 nt
Organism: Rhinolophus ferrumequinum (greater horseshoe bat)
Lineage: Eukaryota; Metazoa; Chordata; Mammalia; Chiroptera; Rhinolophidae
Product: profilin-2-like
Exons: 1
Coding region: 1-462 (153 amino acids)
Biological process (GO): regulation of actin filament polymerization; actin cytoskeleton organization; positive regulation of actin filament bundle assembly
Cellular component (GO): cytoplasm
Molecular function (GO): actin binding
Source: RefSeq, a predicted model, not a curated record
AUGCAGUGCAUGAGGGAUAUAAACAAAGAGGUCUGGCAAGACUGCAUCACCCUCUUCCUACAGACUGGGAUCUGCUGUGAUGCAGCAAUUGUCACCAAUUCUCCACCCUGGUUGUUAGCUUCUUAUCCCGAAGGCAACUUGUUCCAGUUGACCCAGGAAGAAAUUCAGAUCUUGCUGGCGAGAGAGGGGAGAGAGAAGUUGUUUCUUCAGGGAGUCACUCUUGCGGGGACUAAAUGCUUGUUGAUCCGAGACAACCUGUACACUGAGGGCAACAACACCAUGGACCUCCGCACCAAAGGCCAGAGUUGGAGCAGCCAGGCAGUGACAAUACUUCAAAUGGAGUCUGUAUACUUUGUGGUGAUAGGACAAAAAGGAACUGAAGGAGGGCCUCUCAACCUCAAGGCUUUUGAGAUCGCAGGUUACAUCAAAGAAGCCAUUCACCAACACGUGGCCCGUCUCUAA